AAAGGCGAACGUGAUCAAGCUAAGGUAAUUUUAUCUACCUUGUGAAAAAGUUUUCGUUGAAAAUUGUACGUAACUGCGUUGUCCGUUACAUUUCAAUGCUGUUAAAGGUUACCGUUUUAGUACUAAAAUUAAACAAAAAUCUAAAUAUCGAAAAUUCGAUUCUGUUAUCUUUUACCGGCUGUGAAAUUGGAUUGCAACUACUGGAAUUUGUUAUUUAAUAAAUUAGGAAUGGCAAAUCAUCUUGUAAGAUACGCUGCUCAGCAGACCAAGGCUAGGAUCACCCCAGCCAUUUCUCAAGUCAGAGCUGCUCACGAUCAUGCUCAUGAGCAUCAUGCAGUUGGAGACCCAGUUAAAGCUGUAAUUGGAAACCGAGAAAUUGUUGGAUUUGGCAUGAAUGGUCAGCCUAACUACAUUGAUCGUGUUGACUUCCCUCUGCCUGCUAUCCGGUACAAGGAAGUUACUCCAGACAUUCAGGUUUUGAAAGAAAAAGAGAAGGGAGACUGGAAUAAACUAACCAUUGAAGAGAAGAAAGCUUUGUACAGAGCAUCUUUCUGCCAAACCUUUGCUGAAAUUAAGGCACCAACUGGUGAGUGGAAGUCCGUUGUUGGAUAUAGUUUGAUCGCCUGUUCGCUUGCCAUGUGGAUCUUCAUUUGGAUGAAGAAAUACGUAUAUGCUCCCCUUCCUAAAACUUUUACACCAGAGUGGCAACAGGCUCAAUUAGAGCGAAUGCUUGACAUGCAGAUAGGUCCAAUCGAAGGUCUUGCUUCGAAGUACGACUACGAAAAGGGACGAUGGAAGGAGUAGAUUCCUAAAAAGUAAAUAUUGUCAGACCAUCGGAGACAUUGUACACAGUAGUUUGAACAUCCUUUAUGUAGCUGAAAGGCCAAGCUCGAUUGGAGUUAUCGGUAUGUUGGCUACUAAAAAUAAAUACAUCUGUCGAAUACAUAAAAAAUACUAUCGUA
Daphnia pulex (common water flea) is the source of this 962-nucleotide messenger RNA. Its product is annotated as cytochrome c oxidase subunit 4 isoform 1, mitochondrial-like. The record is from RefSeq and is a predicted model, not a curated record. Gene Ontology annotation, biological process: mitochondrial electron transport, cytochrome c to oxygen. The transcript has 4 exons. Lineage: Eukaryota; Metazoa; Arthropoda; Branchiopoda; Diplostraca; Daphniidae. Bases 229 to 804 code for a protein of 191 amino acids.